GCACAAAAUCUGUCCCCUCAUUUCUUAAAAAACCCACAAUUCACUGCUGCUCUAUGAAUGCCAGUAACGCUGAAAGAAACUAACGAAACCCAGCUUAAGAAUAAAGAUAAUCUAUUGUUUUCUGGUCCAGUUUGAGAGAAAAGGGUCUUUGUUGUUUUAGGGUUUCUUUUAGAUGGACGAGAAUUUGCUUGAUAAUAUCAUAAGGAGGCUGCUAGGGACGAAGAAUGGGAGGAGUACAAAGCAAGUUCAGUUGACGGAGGCUGAGAUAAAGCAGCUUUGUGCUGCCUCCAAAGAGUGCUUUCUUAGUCAGCCUAAUCUUCUCGAGCUUGAAGCCCCUAUCAAGAUUUGUGGAGAUGUUCACGGUCAAUUUUCUGAUCUUCUACGCUUGUUUGAGUACGGAGGAUAUCCGCCUACAGCAAACUAUUUAUUCCUAGGUGACUAUGUUGAUCGUGGCAAGCAGAGCAUUGAAACAAUUUGCCUUCUCCUAGCAUACAAAAUCAAAUACAAAGAGAAUUUUUUUCUCCUUAGAGGCAACCAUGAAUGUGCAUCAAUUAACCGUAUAUAUGGUUUCUAUGAUGAGUGCAAAAGAAGGUUUAAUGUUCGUGUCUGGAAGUUGUUUACAGAAUGCUUUAAUUGCCUCCCUGUUGCUGCUCUAAUUGAUGAGAAGAUCCUUUGCAUGCAUGGUGGAUUAUCUCCUGACUUGAAAACAUUGGAUCAGAUCCGUAGCAUUUCUCGCCCUGUUGAUGUGCCAGAUCAGGGCCUUCUCUGUGACCUUCUUUGGGCUGAUCCUGAUAAAGAUCUUGAUGGCUGGGGAGAGAAUGAUAGGGGAGUUUCAUAUACAUUUGGGGCUGACAUAGUUUCUGAAUUCCUUAAGAAACAUGACCUUGAUCUCAUUUGCCGAGCUCACCAGGUUGUAGAAGAUGGCUAUGAGUUCUUUGCAAAGCGACAGUUGGUGACCAUAUUCUCUGCUCCAAACUACUGCGGGGAAUUCGAUAAUGCAGGUGCUAUGAUGAGUGUGGAUGAUAGUUUAACAUGUUCGUUUCAGAUUCUUAAAUCUUUAGAGAAGAAAGGAAAGGGUGGAUUUGGCAACAACACAUUCAGACCAGGAACCCCACCUCACAAGGGUGGGAAGCGCUGAGUAAGACCGUAAAGUUCAAUGUUGGAUGACCAAUAGACCAAUAGGGUCGUUCUUGUAUCUACUUAAUGAUGGUGUUUUGUUGAAUGAAACUGUGAUGGCUGGCUGGACUAUUGUUGGAUGCAAAAGGAAGGAAAUUGGAAGGUAAAGUUGCUGGAAUGACAUAGGAGAAGAGCUAUGGAGCUCGGUUACCAGCCGGAACUUGGUUUUUCUUAUCAUAUGUAAAACCGGAUUCUAAUUCCAGUAUGUUGAUUUUUAAUUCUUGUAGGUAACGAAAUAUCAUUUCGUAUCGUAACUGUUUUCAGCUUCUGUUGUGGUUGGGGUAGUACCCUUCCAAGUCAAAUGGAAAGAAAAAAAAUUAUGAA
Gossypium raimondii (Peruvian cotton) is the source of this 1500-nucleotide messenger RNA. Its product is annotated as serine/threonine-protein phosphatase PP1. The record is from RefSeq and is a predicted model, not a curated record. The transcript has 4 exons. Gene Ontology annotation, cellular component: cytoplasm; nucleus. Gene Ontology annotation, molecular function: protein serine/threonine phosphatase activity. Bases 173 to 1138 code for a protein of 321 amino acids. NCBI's taxonomy places the organism in Eukaryota, Viridiplantae, Streptophyta, Magnoliopsida, Malvales, Malvaceae.